Messenger RNA from Benincasa hispida (wax gourd), 903 nucleotides. RefSeq names its product ubiquitin-fold modifier-conjugating enzyme. NCBI's taxonomy places the organism in Eukaryota, Viridiplantae, Streptophyta, Magnoliopsida, Cucurbitales, Cucurbitaceae. The record is from RefSeq and is a predicted model, not a curated record. Gene Ontology annotation, cellular component: cytoplasm. Gene Ontology annotation, molecular function: UFM1 conjugating enzyme activity. Gene Ontology annotation, biological process: protein K69-linked ufmylation.
CACAUCCCACGAGACAUAAAAAGGGAGUUGCAGGAUUCGACGGAGAUCGGAUUCGGUUAGGGUUAGCAGAGAAGAACUAUGGAGGGUUGGGAUCCGAAUACUAAGUCGACGCUUACCCAAAUCCCUCUGUUAACGACGAAAGCCGGGCCCAGAGAUGGCGCGGCAUGGACACAGAGGCUGAAGGAGGAGUACAAGGCAUUGAUCGCCUACACUCAGAUGAACAAGUCAAAUGACAACGACUGGUUUAGGAUCUCAGCUGCCAAUCCAGAAGGAACACGAUGGACCGGAAAGUGCUGGUACAUCCACAACCUUCUCAAGUACGAAUUUGAUCUUCAAUUCGAUAUUCCCGUCACGUAUCCGUCUACAGCGCCGGAGCUUGAGCUGCCGGAGCUCGAUGGAAAAACCCAGAAGAUGUACAGAGGCGGAAAGAUCUGCUUAACCAUUCACUUCAAGCCUCUCUGGGCGAAAAAUUGUCCUAGGUUUGGAAUUGCUCACGCUCUUUGUUUGGGACUUGCACCAUGGCUUGCUGCUGAGGUUCCAAUUCUUGUCGAUUCUGGUAUGAUCAAGCACAAAGACAACACAACAUCGACCAGUGAAUCUUAGAAAGCAUAUGAACUUGUCAUGGCCAUAAAAGUGAAACUUUUGACCUCGUACAUUUAUGGACAAUUGGAAAAUAAAACUUAUCAGACCCCAAAGUUGUAAUUUAGAGGUUGUUCUUCGACUCCCCGGCCCAUAAUUUAACUGCAGAGGUUACAGCCCUUCAGUUACAUAUACACAUAGUUAUGUAUUUUCUGGGAUUCAGUUCAUAAAUGUUGAUACAUCAGCUACUCACCUUUUGUUUACCAUUGUUCUCUCUUGGAUUGUCCUUCAAAAGAUUAUACCAGUAUGCCUUAUUCUUUUCUA